Molecule: messenger RNA, 2096 nt
Organism: Tachysurus vachellii
Lineage: Eukaryota; Metazoa; Chordata; Actinopteri; Siluriformes; Bagridae
Gene: acaa2
Product: acetyl-CoA acyltransferase 2
Exons: 10
Coding region: 83-1276 (397 amino acids)
Biological process (GO): fatty acid beta-oxidation
Molecular function (GO): acetyl-CoA C-acetyltransferase activity
Source: RefSeq, a predicted model, not a curated record
GGUCAAUGAUGACGAGUUAGUAUUAGGGACUCAGUUGCGAAGAGAAUUGAUUGUCCGUCAAAUUUCAGUUAAAAGUACAAUAAUGUCGCUAUUACGAGGUGUUUUUAUAGUGUCGGCUAAAAGAACCCCCUUUGGAACAUAUGGUGGUGUUCUUAAAGACCACAGUGCUACAGAUUUGGCUGAGCAUGCUGCUAAAUCUGCCCUUGUUUCUGCUAAUGUUGCUCAAGAACUAGUUAACAGUGUCAUCAUGGGUAAUGUCAUGCAGAGCUCUGCAGAUGCUCCCUACAUUGCACGUCAUGUGGGUCUCCGGUGCAAUGUGCCAAUACAAGUUCCUGCUCUGACUGUGAACCGCCUUUGUGGAUCAGGGUUCCAGUCCAUCAUUAGCGGAGCUCAGGAGAUAUUCCUUAAAGAGUCAGAGAUUGUCCUCUGUGGAGGGUCAGAGAGCAUGAGCCAGGCCCCUUAUGCUGUGCGCAACAUUCGUUUUGGCACCAAGUUUGGCACUGAUUUGAAGCUUGAGGACACACUGUGGGCAGGACUCACAGACCUUCACAUAAAGACGCCUAUGGGAAUCACAGCAGAAAAUCUGGCAGAAAAAUACCAGAUUACUCGAGAGGAUAGUGACCAAUAUGCUCACCAGACACAGCAGAGAUGGAAAUAUGCUCAUGAAGCCAGCUACUUUAAUGCUGAAAUUGUACCUAUUGAUGUAAAGGGCAAAAAAGGGAAAAUAGUUAUGAGCCAAGAUGAACAUCCUCGUCCACAAACAACACUGGAGCAGAUGGCCAAGCUCCCACCUGUAUUCAAGAAAGGGGGCACAGUCACUGCUGCCAAUGCUUCAGGUGUGUCAGAUGGAGCUGCAGCUUUGGUUAUUGCUAGUGAGGAUGCUGUUAAAGAGCACAAACUGACUCCAUUGGCUAGGAUUGUAGCAUAUCACAUAUCAGGCUGUGACCCUACAAUUAUGGGUAUUGGUCCAGUACCUGCUAUAACAGAGGCUCUGAAGAAAGCAGGGCUCACAUUAAAUGACAUGGAUUUAGUAGAGGUGAAUGAAGCUUUUGCCUCCCAAUAUUUAGCAGUUGUUAAAGCUUUAGGACUGGAUUCAGAAAAGACUAACGUAAAUGGAGGAGCCAUUGCAAUCGGCCAUCCACUAGGAGCUUCUGGGGCCAGAAUCACUGUACAUUUGGUUCAUGAGCUCAGGCGGCGAGGUGGCAAAUAUGCAGUGGGAUCAGCCUGUAUUGGUGGUGGCCAGGGCAUUGCAUUAAUUCUGGAAAAUACCCAAUGAGAAAAAGAGAAACAUGCAUGUAAAAGCAAAAAGAAAUCUCCACAAUUGUGGUAAAAUUCUUCUGAAUAAUGUAACUUAACUUACUUUGUUAUUUUGAUUAUGACUAUAUGUCUAUAUCUACAUAAACCCAUAAUAUCAUAUUUAUUAAUGAUAUCAUUAAUAAAUAUGAUAUUAUGGGUUUAUGUAGAUAUAGACAAAAAAAUGUACACACAUAUUUCUCCAAGUUCAGGGACUUAGGUGGUAUUUGCAAAUAUUGAUAUAAUAUAAUAUUUAUAGAAUUUUGAGCAGACUUCAUUAAAGGUAUAAAAAAAUGCAUUCAUAACCUUUUGCAUGAUAAGUCAGUGUCUUAAGGCAAAUUCUGUACUAAAAUGUACAAAUAAAAAUUUAGUUAAACAUAUGUCCAAAUAUAUUUCACAAAGUUUUUCUACAAAUUUAAUAGCAGGGAUACAAAUGUUCUAUCUGAAGCAUGUGACUGUGUUUUGUAAACGAGUAUAGCAUCUCUUCCUACAUGAAAUGUAAGGUAGCCAUUAAGACCUUAAAAGAGCUUUAGAAGCAUUAAGUAUUUUCCUUUUAAUUUAAUUAGAUGACAAAUUUAUACUAACCAGUAGUAGUAAAGUGGCUGUUUUUUGUUUAGUGAAUCUCAUGUUAACUCACUCACUUCAGUCUGAUAUAUUUCUAACAUAAUCACUCCAAUGUGGGGCACAUGCUGUAAGUAAUGGGCUGAGACAACCCUGGAUUCAUGGUAAUAAAAGUGUUGUUUCUAAGUAUCUUUUGAGACUGUUCUCUCUAAAAUUGCACAAAUAAAGAAAACAUUGAGUAA